Molecule: messenger RNA, 2774 nt
Organism: Melanotaenia boesemani (Boeseman's rainbowfish)
Lineage: Eukaryota; Metazoa; Chordata; Actinopteri; Atheriniformes; Melanotaeniidae
Product: class E basic helix-loop-helix protein 40-like
Exons: 5
Coding region: 356-1645 (429 amino acids)
Biological process (GO): circadian regulation of gene expression; regulation of transcription by RNA polymerase II; regulation of neurogenesis
Cellular component (GO): nucleus
Molecular function (GO): protein dimerization activity; DNA-binding transcription factor activity, RNA polymerase II-specific; RNA polymerase II cis-regulatory region sequence-specific DNA binding
Source: RefSeq, a predicted model, not a curated record
ACUGAGGUAGGUCAGGCUGAGCGGAGAGUCAGGGUUUAUUUAACUCGUCGCUUCGUCCUCCCCCACUUUCCCAACGCGCCACCAAGAGGGUUGACUUCCUUUUGCGGCGGGACCACGGCGUGGAAUUCACAAAACUAACUUGAGAGUAUUUCUCAGACCCAAGAUAACGUUUAUGUUACUAAUAGUGCGGGAAAAUGCCAAACUCGUAAACGUUUUGACCAUUUCUUAAACGUUGUAUUCUACAAGCUAUUUUGCAGCUGCACCGAGCGUAAAUAAACACGUGUUUAUUUGUGAGUGAUUUGGAGAGGUAUAUCUUGACUUUGACAGCGUUAUUGGAAAUAAUACAAUACAAAUAAUGGAGCGAAUUCCAAGCGCGCAACCUCCUCCUCUGUCCAAACACCAGGCGGAUCUGUCAGACGUUCAGGGGAUGGAUUUCCCAAUGUAUGUUUAUAAGCCUAGACGGGGAAUGAAGAGAGGAGAAGAAAGCAAGGACACCUACAAGCUGCCUCACAGACUUAUUGAGAAGAAAAGACGCGAUCGGAUAAACGAAUGCAUUGCUCAGCUGAAAGAUUUAUUACCCGAACACCUGAAACUCACCACUCUGGGCCAUCUGGAGAAGGCUGUGGUUUUAGAGCUUACGCUCAAGCAUGUGAAAGCCCUCACCUCUCUUCUGGAGCAACAGCAGCAGAAGAUCCUCGCUCUGCAGAGUGGAAUGCAAAUUGAGCAACCUACCAUCAGUCAGGAGAAAUCAGAGGAGAUGUUUCGCUCUGGCUUCCACAUGUGUGCCAAGGAGAUUCUUCAGUACGUAGCCAGUCAUGAUUCUGAUGGAGACUUCACGCCUUCACAUGUCAUCAGCCACCUUCACAAAUUAGCUGCUGAGGUGCUGCAGGGUCCUGUCCGACCUCGCACCCCUCUUAGCCCUCAACCCGAGGAGAUCCCUGCCUACCGCCAGCAUCAACCUCACAAGGAAAUGCCCACCAGCGUACCCCCUAAACCCAACGAGGGUUAUGGGAGGAACUGUGUGCCUGUCAUCCAGCGGGCAUACGCUCCACCGAGCAGUGAGCAGAGUGGCAGCGAUACAGACACAGACAGUGGCUACGGCGGAGAGCUAGAGAAAACCGAAUCCGGGGCACCCCAAGGUCGUCCAGAUUAUUACGGCCAGGAGAGCCAGCAGAAGCGACCACUGGGUGAUAGGCAGAGCUCCAGCAUCAAGCAGGAGGAUGAUGAACCACGUCACAAACGACCUCGCGUGGAGUCCUCUGAGGAUGAGCUCCUCUCAAGUGGAGAAUCAUCAGCUUCAUCGUCCUCUAGCGGUUAUGGUAGUUAUAUGAGUGUAUCCCCCAACCAUCCACCUCCUCCACCACACCCCCUUUGCAUGCCGUUCUACCUCAUUCCACCUUCUGCUGCAGCUUACUUGCCAAUGCUGGAGAAAUGCUGGUACCCAGGGGCUGUGCCCAUGCUCUACCCUGGCAUGGGAGGCUCUUCACCCACCAUGCCCAGCGAGAUACCACCCCCAUCUCAGCUAGUGUUGUCACCCAGGGGCGGCUCUCCAGCCCCAGCCAUUUCCCAGACACCCAUGGACUCCCCUGCCCUUCUUCAGGCACUAAAGCAGGUACCACCACUCAACCUGGAAACCAAAGAAUGAGAGAUAAAAGAACAAGAAAAAUUAUGCUCCUGUUCUAAUAGGCAGAGACAGAGUCGGUCUUAGGAUGGAGAACAUGACUGAGCUGUUCCAUAAUCCACAAUCAUUCAUCUGCUCUUUUCCUCAGCCCGGAGGUCAGACAGGAAACAAGAGAACUUGCAGAAAUGAUAAAGGAGACUUGUGAGAGCAUCAUCCAUCCACACAGCAAAGAAUGCAAGAUUCUGAUUGAAUGUUCGAAGCUCAGUGGUAGAUGUAUCAUAUAAACUGGACCUGCCCUGCACACAUGCAUACACAUACACGUUGGUUGAAUGUAAAGAAAAAAUGUUUUAGAUGCUGCUGUUGAAUUGUAAACUCGGAUGACACUGAUGAGUCUCACUUGUAGCUGUUGUGAUAAUGACAUGUCAUCUUGUACUCUAGAGACCUUUGCAUCAAAUUAGCAGUAAAAAGUCACCCAAAGUUUGUCACCUAUGUCCUUUGCUCACCAUUUAGAUUACUGAAAAUCCCAUUUCAACCUGACAUUAAGAUGACUGGCACCAUGAAAUACAAGGAUAUCAUCAAAGGGUUUGGGUACAGCCAUCAUGGAUGAAGGGGAAAAGCUGCCACAUGGCCGAAACAAAUUAUACAUCUUUUUUUAUUUAUCAUUGAUAAACAGAAAGCUCAGAUGGAUUUCUGUAAUUAUUGUCCAAAAACUUCUUGUACAUUUCUAUUUUUGAUACCUGUUCUUUGCGGUCUGUCCACUCAGAGAGUUGGAGGGGGUGCAGGAUGUGGACCAUGUUGUGUACUCAGAAACUGUGUACAUUCUGUAGCACUGUGCUGGACCUGGUCUGCAUACUCAACAUCUGUUUUUGCUCAAGUCAAACCCGGUGUUUGUUCUUGCUGUUGCCUUUUACUUGUGAAAAGCUGAUAAAUCUCAAAUGUUUAUUCUCUGUGCUAUGUAUGAAUACUGGAGUCAAAGAAGUCAGGAGGGGAGACGUGAAUGUAAGUUUUACCAGAAGACUAGUUUUCUAUAGAAAGAGGUACUUAAGAUUUUAUAUUUUGGGACCUAAAGAGAGAUGUUUGAUGUACAUAUUUUGUCUAUAAAUGUUGAUAUACAUCAUAUAAGUGUAUUAAUAAAGUAUUUUUCCCGUGGAAA